Acomys russatus (golden spiny mouse) is the source of this 1512-nucleotide messenger RNA. RefSeq names its product ubiquinol-cytochrome-c reductase complex assembly factor 1. Gene Ontology annotation, biological process: mitochondrial respiratory chain complex III assembly. The transcript is spliced from 10 exons. Bases 125 to 1024 code for a protein of 299 amino acids. The record is from RefSeq and is a predicted model, not a curated record. Lineage: Eukaryota; Metazoa; Chordata; Mammalia; Rodentia; Muridae. Gene Ontology annotation, cellular component: mitochondrion.
GACAUUUACGCCUGCGCCGCCGGAGCCCGACUACCGAGAGCAAGAGGACAGCGUCCUGAGGGGGUGGGGUGACGAUCGGGAUUCCGGAAGCCCACCCUUCACCCGGAAAUGAUUGUGGAGGAACAUGGCGUUGCUGGUGCGAGUCCUUAGGAACCAGACUAGCAUCUCCCAGUGGGUUCCAAUAUGCAGCCAACUGGUAUCAGUAUCUUUUGCCCAAAGACAGUGGGGCAGGACUCCUGUCAGCACAUCCCAGUUGCCCCAGAUGAGUCAGUCUCAAAUCUGUGUGGGAUCAGAACACAUUGUUGGACCUGAUGCACCACAGAGUAGGAAGUACCACACCACAAGUAAGCUCCCUACUACCCAGGAUUUCCCGCAGCCUGUUGAGGAGAAGGUUGGUCCCUUCACGAAGAUCAUAGAAGCCAUGGGAUUCACUGGGCCAUUGAAAUACAGUAAAUGGAAGAUUAAGAUCGCAGCCCUACGCAUGUACACAAGCUGUGUGGAGAAAACUGACUUUGAGGAAUUCUUUCUGAGGUGCCAGAUGCCUGACACAUUCAACUCCUGGUUUCUUAUAACCUUGCUUCAUGUCUGGAUGUGUCUGGUCCGAAUGAAGCAGGAAGGCCGCACUGGAAAGUACAUGUGCCGGGUCAUAGUUCAUUUCAUGUGGGAAGAUGUGGAGCAGCGAGGCCGAGUCAUGGGGGUUAAUUCCUAUAUCCUGAAGAAGAACUUGGCCCUCAUGACAAACAAUUUCUAUGCGGCAAUCUUGGGCUAUGAUGAGGGGAUCCUAUCGGAUGACCAUGGGCUGGCUGCUGCCCUCUGGAGAACCUUCUUCAACCAGAAAUGUGAAGACCCUCGACAGCUUGAGUUGCUGGUGGAGUACGUGAGGAAGCAGAUGCAGUACUUGGAUUCCAUGAACGGCGAGGAUCUGCUUCUGACAGGGGAAGUGAGAUGGCGCCCCCUGGUGGAGAAGAAUCCGCAAAGCAUCUUGAAGCCCCAUGCUCCUACUUACAAUGAUGAGGGUCUUUGAGAGACUAGUCCCGCUGGACUAGUUGGCUGGCUGGCUCUGAGGAACCUCCAUGGAAGAAGUGCCUGUUUGUCCCAGGACCCUGAAGAAAGUGGCCUGAACUGACUUUUGAACAGCACCUGUUGAAUACUCGGCCCAUUUGUGUUGAGUUUCUUCUUCCUGACUCCAGGAGAGAUCUGGUAGGGAUACUGCUGGGAGGUCCUCUCACUCUUCUGACGCGUUCCCUCAGGAGAAGCCCCAAGCACACUCCCCAAGACCCUCCAGCAACACUCAUGACUGAAAGCUUUUUCCAAGGCUGAGGAAGGAAUGGGCAGGUUAGAAAAGGGACGCCUUCACCCAGGGCUCCCUGUGCCUGGAGCAGUUUAUGAUGCUACUGAGUCAAGAUGGGUGGCCAUAUACUGUGAGCCGCAGCUCUGAGCUGUGGGGUUGAAGUAGCCAUUAAAGAAAGAGACUUAUUUCUGCCACGGUUGUUCUUUGUUUCAGGAUCCAGG